UAAGAAAGGCAUUUCUUCUUAUCAGUUAGCUAAGGAUGUUGGUAUUACUCAGAAAAGUGCUUGGUUUGUAUUACAAAGAUUACGAUAUACUUUCAAAAGUCCUAUUUUUGAAACUAUGCUGGAUGGAUUAAUUGAAAUUGAUGAAACUUUCGUUCCUGUGCUAGGAAUAAUAGAAAGAAACGGAAACCUAAUUACCCAAGUAAUUCCUAACACUCAACAGCAGACUAUUGAGCCAAUAAUCAAGGCAAAAGUUAAAAAGGGUUCGGAUGUCUACACGGAUGAGUGA
Molecule: messenger RNA, 286 nt
Organism: Ambispora leptoticha
Lineage: Eukaryota; Fungi; Glomeromycota; Glomeromycetes; Archaeosporales; Ambisporaceae
Source: the annotation of a GenBank genome assembly